Messenger RNA from Lactuca saligna, 333 nucleotides. The record is from the annotation of a GenBank genome assembly. Lineage: Eukaryota; Viridiplantae; Streptophyta; Magnoliopsida; Asterales; Asteraceae.
AUGUUAAAUGAAUUCAUUGUACAUUACGACAAAGCAGUUGAGUCACGAAGGGCUGCCGAAGAAGAUGAAGACUUCAAGACUAUGAACUCGAGACCAGUUCUUUUUUCAGUGCAUCCAAUCGAAGCAAAAGCAGCAAAUCGAAAAAACUCUAUGUCUUUGGAGAAUGUAUCUCCAAGUUCUUGUAUGGGAGUUUCACAAGUAGAUAUGGUGCCACAAUUAUCUAUUCGUGAUCCUCUUGCUCCAGUUACUACAAAAGGGCAUCCUAAACUUGCAAGUAGAAUCAAGUCUUCACAAGUAGAUAUGGUGCCACAGUUAUCUAUCAUGGGAUUGUAA